GAUCUCAUUACCUCUCUUUCUUCAAGUAAAAACAUACUACUAGUAAACGGCACAAUCGUGUGGGUUCGCAUCUUUGUGUCUGUCUCUCUCUCUCUCUCUCCUAUGUUUGAAAAAAUGUCAUUCAUUUUCCUAUUUCUUUUCUCUUCUCUCCUUUAAAACGUUGCUCUUUUCUUUUCAUUCUUACAACUCAACCCCACUUUGUGAAAGUUGAAACUCUGUGCUUUACUUCUUCUCUUCUUCCAUUUAUUUAUUCUCAUCUCUUCUCUCUCUUCUCUCAUUCACUUUCACUCACGGGUGAAUCUCAUACAUGGAAUAUACACCAAUGCUAUUAAAUCUCUCACUCUUUUCAUUUUCACAUGCUUCAUUUUUCAUUUAAUAAACCAACAAAAAAACAAACUAUUUCUCUUUCAUUUUUAUGUCUGUUUUUCCUCUUCCAGCAUUUGGUCUCUUCUAGGUACUAGUGUUUCGUCUCAAACUUCAACUUUUUUUACCGUUUUGUUUUUACUUGAGUCUCCGUUACUGAUAUGAGUCUUUUUCCUUUAACAACCCCUGAAAUGGGUCUUGAGAUUUUCAGACCAUCAUCAAUGUUUCAGUCCAAAGAAGAAGAUGUGUACUUAGGGGUUCAGAGAAAAAACCUGUCUUUGAAACUUGGUGAUGGUGUAGAACAAAAAACCUCUCUUUCUGUGAAAACUGGUUACUCCAAGCUUUGUUCUAGAGGCCAUUGGAGACCAGGUGAAGAUGCAAAACUCAAAGAGCUUGUUGCUGAAUAUGGACCUCAAAAUUGGAACUUGAUUGCAGAACAUCUUCAAGGAAGAUCAGGGAAAAGCUGCAGAUUAAGGUGGUUCAAUCAGCUAGAUCCAAGGAUCAACAGAAGCACUUUUUCUGAGGAGGAAGAGGAGAGGCUUUUAGCUUCUCAUAAAAUGUAUGGUAACAAAUGGGCUAUGAUUGCUAGACUUUUUCCUGGAAGAACAGAUAAUGCAGUGAAGAAUCAUUGGCAUGUAAUCAUGGCUAGGAGGCAUAGGGAACAGUGUAGUGUGUAUAGAAGGAGAAAGCCAGUUGUUGAAAGUCUUUCUAAGGGUUUGAAAUUGAGUCUUUCAAACAAUGCAGUUAGUGAUUCAACUAUGUCAAGUACAAUAGAUGGGAAUGCCUCAACUUGUACUAAUCUCUCACUCACUCCCUCUUCAGUUAAACUAAGUCCUCAACUAUUUGAUAACCUAGUGGCUAAUGUUCAAAGUCACCAAGGCUAUGGAUCAAUAUUAGGUAAAUCUAGAGAAAGUGGUGUGGAAACAAGUUUUGACAAGUAUUUUGGAGGUGUUAAGAAGCAUGAAAAGGUGGAAAAGCUCAAAGUAAUGGAUGUGGUCCAGUCCAAUUAUUCAGAUUCAAACUCAUCAGAAGUAUCAGUAUCUGAGUCAGUUGGCACCAACAACCAUAGGUCCAAUAUCUCAAUUUCUGGUGAAAGUGUAAAUGUUGGUAUUAACAUACUAGUACCACCAUUCAUUGAUUUUCUUGGAGUAGGAGCUAGCUAAAUGGAAGAGAGGUUAGGAAAGUGAGGUAGUCAGGGUCAGGAGAACCGUUUGUGUUGGGUGAAAAUGGGUCUGCUGUAGUGUAUUCCCUUAUGUACAGUUUCUUCCAUAAAAGGCAAAAAGUAAAAAGUGAGUGAACAAUGGAAAAGGAAAGAAAAAAAAGAGGCAUUAGUUAAGAAGAGAGAGAGAGAAAGGACUUAAUAACAAUUUUCUAAACUCCUGGUUUUGGACUGUUUCUGAAAUAGCAGAAUAGUAAGGGACUUGUUUGUUAUGUUUGUGGUACUUUUGGCAUUUUGUUAAUCAGAAGCCAAAGUUUUAUGACAUGGAUGGAUGGAAGGAUGUACAACUUAUUAUUAAUGUUACAUGAAUCAAACCAACUAACCUGUUCUUUGAA
Molecule: messenger RNA, 1917 nt
Organism: Lathyrus oleraceus (garden pea)
Lineage: Eukaryota; Viridiplantae; Streptophyta; Magnoliopsida; Fabales; Fabaceae
Product: transcription factor CSA
Exons: 3
Coding region: 525-1526 (333 amino acids)
Biological process (GO): regulation of DNA-templated transcription
Cellular component (GO): nucleus
Molecular function (GO): RNA polymerase II cis-regulatory region sequence-specific DNA binding; DNA-binding transcription factor activity, RNA polymerase II-specific
Source: RefSeq, a predicted model, not a curated record